This is a messenger RNA of Harmonia axyridis, 657 nucleotides long. RefSeq names its product KRAB-A domain-containing protein 2-like. Gene Ontology annotation, molecular function: nucleic acid binding. Gene Ontology annotation, biological process: DNA integration. Lineage: Eukaryota; Metazoa; Arthropoda; Insecta; Coleoptera; Coccinellidae. The transcript is spliced from 2 exons. The record is from RefSeq and is a predicted model, not a curated record. Bases 1 to 657 code for a protein of 218 amino acids.
AUGCCGUUGUCUGCCAAGCAAUAUAGAAGGCUAAAGAGAUACGAUAUCAUAACAAUUGGGGAACAUGAAAAAUUAAUUGCUAAAAACAAAGGAACACGAGAUGAAAGCUUUCGAUAUUACUGUAAAACAGAGGAUCUUUUUGGCAUUAUUGUAGCUGCACACAUAGCAACUGGACACAAACGAACUAGAGUCGUGGAGGCUGAAAUCAACAAAAAAUACUGCAAUGUUACUAGAACAGCUAUACAAAUUUAUUUGUCUCUUUGCGAACAAUGUCAAGGAAAAAAGAAAAUAAAGAAAAAGGGGUUAGUUGUCGCACCAAUUUUAUCAGAUCACAUGAACUCCAGAUGUCGAGUGAAUUUGAUCGAUAUGCAGAGUAAACCCGAUCGAGACUACCGUCUUAUAUUAAACUAUCAAGACCACCUCACAAAAUUUACCAUUUUGAAACCACUUAAAUCAAAAACCGCUGAAGAAGUUGCGUAUGUCGUGGUAGACAUUUUUUGCAUGUUCGGUGCUCCGUUUAUUCUACAAAGCGACAACGGAAGAGAAUUUUCCAAUAGGAUUAUAGAAGAGUUAAAGGAUUUGUGGCCAGGUCUUAAACUUGUAGGUACACGGAAAGCCCCGUCAUUCACAAAUCCAAGGAUCUGUAGAACGAUCUAA